Botrytis byssoidea is the source of this 702-nucleotide messenger RNA. RefSeq lists its product as uncharacterized. The coding region runs from base 1 to 702 and encodes 233 amino acids. Lineage: Eukaryota; Fungi; Ascomycota; Leotiomycetes; Helotiales; Sclerotiniaceae. Gene Ontology annotation, molecular function: zinc ion binding. The transcript has 2 exons. The record is from RefSeq and is a predicted model, not a curated record.
AUGGCCGAAUAUAAUAAUGCCCCUCCACCUACCUAUCAUGAAGGAGUUUCUCCUCUUACAUCUCCUCAAAUCACAGGUUCAACCAGUCAUAACCUCACCUCCGUUUCUCCACAAUUAACUGGUAUCACCAACACAUCUACUUCAAAUAAUCAACAACAACAACAACAACAACAACCACAUCCUGAUUUACCUCCACAAACACAUCAAGCUCAACAAAACAACCAUCCAGACGCUUAUCAAGGUAUUGAAGUCGUCGGCCCUAAUCAUAACACAAUGGCAUCACAACAAAUCCCACCUCAGCAAGAGGGCUUCACAAAUGAGAAGAGUCAAUAUCAAGCUCCACCUCCUCAAGGUCAAUACCCUCCUCAAGAUCAUUAUCCAGCGCAACCUCCACCUCAAGCAAAUAUCAACCAAGGAAAGAAUAAUUAUGCCACUGCUAUGCCUAUCCGUGCACUCCAAUCCGGCCCUACUCCUGUAGACUGUCCUGUUUGCGGUGUAAGAGAGGUAACAGCCGUUGAAAAUCACAGUGGAAUGACUACACAUCUCAUCGCGCUUCUUUGCUGCGCAGUCACCUGUCUAGGAUGUAUACCUUACCUUGUCUCUGGUCUCAAGGAUGUUGAACAUAAAUGCGGACAUUGUGGUGCAUUAUUGGCAGUUUGGCACAGGAGUGGUAGAACGGAUGUCAAAGUACCUGGUGUCUAG